AUGGAGACCAAAAAGACUAAAAACUUUUAUGACGGGCUGCAGAAUAAAUCAAGCACAUCCUUGCUAAUUUCAAAAACUACCAGUUUUAUUGGUGAAAACAUGAAUCCAGAUGGAAUGGUUGCUCUGCUGGACUAUUGUGAGGAUGGUUUUUCCAGUUCGGGCCGACAGAAACAAACUGCUCAGUCGGAUUUUGCCAAACGCCCCUCUCCCGCCACCAGCGCACAAGGCAGUGCCAGAGGAAAGGGUCACGCUUCCUGGGACCGUAGUGUCGGGGCCUGGCGUGCGCCUCCUUCCGGGCUCUGUGACGUCAUCCGUCAGCCCCGCCCCCGCGGGCAGAGCCAAUCGAAACCCGGGGCAGGUCCCUCCAGAAGCAAGCGCGCGGGCGCGCGGCCCCGGGGACACGGCGCGAUGGACCCGGUCCUUCUGGGCGCCCAGGCUCAGCUCCACCCGCAGCCGCCCGAGGGGUGGCGGCCCGUGAGCUCCGAGGAGGAGCUCUACGAGUGCCUGGAUUACUACUACCUGCGCGACUUCCCGGCCUGCGGGGCCGGGCGCAGCAAGGGUCGGACGCGGCGCGAGCGGGAACGGCGCACCAACUGGCCAGUGCCCGGCGGCCACGAGCGCAAGAUCGCGCAGAAGCUCCUCAACGGCCAGCGCAAGCGGCGCCAGCGCCAGCUGCAGCCCCGGGCGCGCACUCGGCUCGUCUGAGCGCAGGAUACCCGAAGGUCCUGAUAAAAGUAUUAUCUCUGACUCCAGCUGUAACUGGUCGUAAGGGGGAGAAUCCAUGUUGGUCAACAUAGCUUCUUUUCGACAUCGCUUAAGUUUACCGCCUCAGUAUCUUUUCCUUACUGUUUGUUAUUAACAUCCAAGUGUCCAAGUGGGUAUGCCUUUUUAGGGUUUUUAAUUAAAAGC
This is a messenger RNA of Odobenus rosmarus divergens (Pacific walrus), 909 nucleotides long. RefSeq lists its product as uncharacterized. NCBI's taxonomy places the organism in Eukaryota, Metazoa, Chordata, Mammalia, Carnivora, Odobenidae. Bases 1 to 705 code for a protein of 234 amino acids. The record is from RefSeq and is a predicted model, not a curated record. The transcript has 3 exons. Gene Ontology annotation, cellular component: nucleus. Gene Ontology annotation, biological process: negative regulation of cell cycle; negative regulation of cell population proliferation; regulation of transcription by RNA polymerase II.